Molecule: messenger RNA, 1492 nt
Organism: Rosa chinensis
Lineage: Eukaryota; Viridiplantae; Streptophyta; Magnoliopsida; Rosales; Rosaceae
Product: putative esterase/lipase HI_0193
Exons: 13
Coding region: 180-1322 (380 amino acids)
Source: RefSeq, a predicted model, not a curated record
CCCACUUGUCUUAAAUUCAUCCCAAAAUUUCAAAAGGCGACUUCCCAGAGAGGCACCGACUCAGCCUCUCUCUCUAUCUCCCUCGGUGUCUCCGCCUCUCUCCCCAAAUCGGAAAUUCCCAAGCCCCUCCCUGGAAUCUCCACAAUCCCGCACCGCUCGAAACGCCGUCGUUUUCAACAAUGGCGGCGAUUUCGAAUCUCGCCGGAUGCGGUCACGCCGCCGGGAGGAGCAGCGCAGUCAGUUUCGGAGAGAGGAGGUACUCCGAGCUCCGUUCACUUCCCUGUUUGAAUUCUCGGAUCUCUUUUCCCUCUAAGACUCAGUUAGCUGUUGGCCACUUGGGCAAGGCUGACAAAAGACUUGGUGUUCGUAUGGCAUUAGUCAAUGACAGGGUUGCACAAAGUGGAAGUUUGGCCAAGGCUUCUGAAAUCCUGGCAUUUGAUCUUGUUCAAGGGGCACUUGUAAAAUGGAGUUCUGUUAUGGACAAGUCAUUGCCCGAGCCCCCAACAGCUGUUUUUCUGCAUGGAAUUCUAGGUAGCAGGAAAAAUUGGGGAACAUUCACUAGGAGAUUGGCACAGGAAUUUCCAACGUGGCAGUUCCUAUUGGUGGACCUGCGGUGUCAUGGUGAUUCAGCCUCAGUUAAGAAAACAGGCCCCCAUAAUGUUUCUUCAACCGCUCUUGAUGUCUUAAAACUAGUUCGGCAGCUUAGAAUAACACCUCGAGUUUUGGUUGGUCACAGUUUCGGGGGGAAAGUUGCCUUGAGCAUGGUGGAGCAAGCUGCAAAGCCCCUUGCACGACCAGUCAGAGUUUGGGUUCUAGAUGCUACUCCAGGAAAGGUUCGUCCUGGUGGGGAUGGGGAGGACCAUCCAGCAGAAUUAAUAUCUGUCCUAAGUACUCUACCCAAAGAGGUUUCCUCAAAGCGGGAUGUUGUGGAAGCUUUAGUUCAAAAAGGAUUCUCCAAAGAUGUGGCACAGUGGGUGGUUACUAAUCUUCGACCUAGUGGUCCUCUUGGUUCAACACCAUCCACCUUCUCUUGGACAUUCGAUCUCAAUGGAAUUUCUGAAAUGUAUCAAUCUUAUGAAGAAACAAAUCUAUGGAAAAUUGUAGAAGAUGUGCCCCGAGGUGUCCAUGUGAACUUCUUGAAAGCAGAAAGGAGCUUGCACAGAUGGGCUCUAGAAGAUCUCCAGAGGAUUCAUGCUGCUGAGGAGCUUGCUGUUGAGGAGGGAGGUGGAGUUGAAAUGCAUGUCCUUGAGGCUGCAGGUCACUGGGUGCAUGCAGAUAAUCCGGAUGGGCUCUUUAGGAUUCUUUCUUCUUCUUUCCAGUGAGUCAAAACUUCAGGGAGCUUUAGCAUGGUCAGAAUUCAGAUAUAAUAGCAGCUGUAGCGUUUGUGUGAAAGAGAAUAUACAAACUGUGUUUCUCCGUAAUAUAUAAUUAUAUACAUCUAUGUAUCGUAAUGAAUUUCUAUCUUUUAUCUAUCUGGUUCUCUUUUUUGGUC